AUGUCACGAGGGGCCAACCCCCACGGACAUGACGCCGAGCUUCCCUCCGAGGAAGCCCGUCGUCCUGCGGCGACAGAGGGAGGGCGCAAUGAUGGCUCACCACGAUCAGCUUCGCCGCCUUCACUUCUGUCCUCGAUUCACCUCGCCGGAAUCGCUCGAGCCGACUUCUGUCGCUCUUGUGAGCGGGGAUCUAUGGGCCAUAUACGGAAGCCGGUGAAGCUGAUUAUUCCUGCCUCGUUGUCACGCCCUCUGCACCCUCUUCGCCCAGUCAUGUCACCCUCUUACGGCCUUCCUCGUGGCAUCCAACCCUUUCCAAGCUCCGCUCCCCGGCUCCCGAGACGUAUCGUCUUCUCGAUGCGCCAUGCCCAGCAUGGGGUCCCGGCCAGACGCAUUAAUCACCCGCUGUGGGCUCCGGUCCCACGGCGGACAGAACGCCACAACCACAGCCUCCUUCCCUUCCCUUCGGAAGGGCAACGAGUGUUCUGUUUGUCCGCCUCUGCCGUGUUCCUUUUUUUCGACGCGCGGCUGGAAACGGCCGCCGACGAAUUGAGACCAGAAGCAAGCGGAUUUUUCCGGGGACUUUUUGUGGAUGUAUUUCACCCCCGUCCGGUCUCGCGAGGCGCCCUGCGUCUCGCUUGUUCGUGGACCCAAACGAAAAACUAG
Molecule: messenger RNA, 663 nt
Organism: Gaeumannomyces tritici R3-111a-1
Lineage: Eukaryota; Fungi; Ascomycota; Sordariomycetes; Magnaporthales; Magnaporthaceae
Exons: 1
Coding region: 1-663 (220 amino acids)
Source: RefSeq, a predicted model, not a curated record